AUUUCUCUCUUCCUAUUUCAGAAGGACUCUCACAGGCUGCCUCAGUCUGUGAAGCGGAGGUUUCCCCGGGAUCCUGUGCAUCCCCAUCCCAUACCUCCACGCGCACACACAGAACCCCGCGCUCACACCGACUCACCCGCGCGCACGCCGGCGCUCGCCUGUCCACCUCCCUCCCGGGGGAGCCGGCGCGCCUCGCCUCCCGCGCCCCACACACUCCGGCCCGCAGAGCUCGCCGCGCCCCGGGAUUCUGCGGCUCCGAACUCCCGCUCGCAGCUCCGAAUCGCACCCUUUGCACCCCUCACAUUUAUUUAUUUAUUUUUUUUUUAAAAGAAAACAUUUCUUUGCUUUCUCCUGGGUCUCGUUUUCCUUGCACCCCUUUCGAUCGGAGAGGCUAGCGGAGCCCAGGCGGCCGCUUUCCCCAAGCACCUCUGGUUGGCUUUUGCCAUCCUCCAUCUGGCUCAUAAAAGUUUGCUGAGCGCAGUCCGGAGAGCUGCGCUGCUCGUCCCCUCGGCUGGCGGAAGGGGGGCGACGCCGGGCAGUGGCUGGAGGCGCGCUCGUUGGCUCUGGCGGGCUUUCGGCUUUGGGGGACGACUAGGUGAAGAGCGCACGGGCCCUGGGGUUUUGAACCGAGCUGGAUUUGCAAUUGCACCAUGCCUUCUUGGAUCGGGGCUGUGAUCCUUCCCCUCUCGGGGCUGCUGUGGUGUCUGCCGGCCGGCGCGGAUGUGAAGGCUCGGAGCUGCGGCGAGGUCCGCCAGGCGUACGGUGCCAAGGGAUUCAGCCUGGUGGACAUCCCCUACCAGGAGAUCGCAGGGGAACACUUGCGGAUCUGUCCUCAGGAAUAUACAUGCUGCACGACGGAAAUGGAAGACAAGUUAAGCCAACAAAGCAAGCUCGAGUUUGAAAACCUCGUGGAAGAGACAAGCCACUUUGUCCGCACAACAUUUGUGUCAAGGCACAAGAAAUUUGACGAAUUUUUCCGAGAGCUGCUGGAGAAUGCAGAGAAAUCCCUGAAUGACAUGUUUGUCCGGACUUAUGGAAUGCUGUACAUGCAGAAUUCCGAAGUGUUCCAAGACCUGUUCACGGAACUGAAGAGAUACUACACUGGGGGCAACGUGAACCUGGAGGAGAUGCUCAAUGAUUUCUGGGCCCGGCUCUUGGAACGGAUGUUCCAGCUGAUAAACCCUCAAUACCACUUCAACGAGGACUAUCUGGAAUGCGUGAGCAAGUACACAGACCAGCUGAAACCAUUUGGGGAUGUGCCCCGGAAACUGAAGAUCCAGGUCACCCGCGCUUUCAUUGCUGCCCGCACCUUCGUCCAGGGUCUGACAGUGGGGAGAGAAGUUGCAAACCGAGUUUCCAAGGUCAGCCCCACUCCCGGGUGCAUCCGUGCCCUGAUGAAGAUGCUCUACUGUCCGUACUGCCGAGGCCUGCCCGCCGUGAGACCCUGCAACAACUACUGCCUCAACGUCAUGAAGGGCUGCCUGGCCAACCAGGCCGACCUGGACACGGAGUGGAACCUGUUCAUAGAUGCAAUGCUCUUGGUGGCAGAGAGACUAGAAGGGCCAUUCAACAUUGAGUCGGUCAUGGACCCUAUAGAUGUCAAGAUUUCUGAAGCCAUCAUGAACAUGCAAGAAAACAGCAUGCAAGUGUCUGCAAAGGUCUUCCAAGGAUGUGGCCAGCCCAAACCGGCUCCUGCUCUUAGAUCAGCCCGCUCCGUGCCUGAAAAUUUUAACACGCGUUUCAGGCCCUAUAAUCCCGAGGAGAGACCCACGACUGCUGCAGGCACCAGCCUGGAUAGACUGGUCACAGACAUAAAAGAGAAAUUGAAGCUGUCUAAAAAGGUCUGGUCGGCAUUACCCUACACCAUCUGCAAAGAUGAGCGCGUGACAGCAGGCACUUCCAACGAGGAGGAGUGCUGGAACGGGCACAGCAAAGCCAGAUACUUGCCUGAGAUUAUGAAUGAUGGACUGACCAACCAGAUCAACAAUCCCGAGGUGGAUGUGGACAUCACACGGCCUGACACAUUCAUCAGACAGCAGAUCAUGGCUCUCCGAGUGAUGACCAACAAAUUGAAGAAUGCCUACAAUGGCAAUGACGUCAACUUCCAGGACACAAGUGACGAAUCCAGUGGCUCCGGCAGUGGCAGUGGAUGUAUGGAUGACGUGUGUCCCACCGAAUUUGAAUUUGUCACCACAGAGGCCCCUGCUGUUGACCCCGACAGGAGGGAAGAAGAUUCUUCAGCAGCUCGGCUUAGCCACUCCCUUCUCUCCUUGUCUCUGGCCUGCCUGGUCCUGGCUCUGCAGAGACUGUGCAGAUAAUCCUGGGUUUUGGUCCGAUGAAACUGCAUUUUAGCUGUUGGAGUGGCCAAUUCCCUUCUUUUCUUAUACUCUUGGGCAAUGGACCAUGCCACAGAAACUUACCCUUUUUUAUGAGAAGAGAGCAGCAUUGUAAUCUGCCUCCUUUUUUUGUUUUCCCAAAGAGUACCGGGUGCCAGAUAAACUGCCUCCUCUUUCCUUCAGUUAUCUGUGGGGACCUUGUUUAUUUGCAGAGAGAAUUCUUACUCCAAUCUUUCAUACCAGGAGAUUUUUCUUACCUUCAUUUGCUUUUAUGCUGCAGAAGUAAAAGAAUCUCACGUUGUGAGUUUUUCUCCCAUUAAAAAAAAUUAAAAGGUAGGAAGAACAAAGAAUUUUCCUUUUAAAAUCAGGCCAAACCCCAAGACAACUGCAUUUUCAACAAAGACGCAACGAGAGGAAAAUAAAGGAACUUUGAUGCUAUAGGUUCAGCAUUGACGCCCAGCUCCCAGGGUAAGCUUUUCUGUGACAAACCAGGAUGACACAAUAUUUAUGGGAAAAAAGCUUGGAUUUUAAGUUGUAGCGAAAAUACAGUGCUGUCUUGGAGGCAUCGUCUUGCACUCUAACCUACACAAUACCAAAUUGAUUUGGAGGUACUGAUAUUAAAUUUAGAAUUCUGUCUUUAAUGCAAGAGUAAACCUUACUACAACUCAGCACCUCUCACCUGCCCAAUUUCAAGUUCAUGAAUGGCACCAUUUUUUUUUUAAUUUCCUUCAUGUCUUUCCACUGUAUCCAAUUGGCACAGAUUCUUCUUCAGUUACUCAUGGACACCCCUACUGAGUCAAGCUUCUCCCAAGUGUAUUGAAAAUUGUCUUUAAUGAUACGAUCAUUGCUUUUGCUAUAUGUUUAUCAUGAAUGAUGACUCUCACUCACCAUAUAAGGUUAUUUUCCUGAAAUGACAAGUAGGUCUAUAUAUAACCUUUCAUUUUUUAAUUACUUGUUUUGUGUCAAUUGGUUUCUACAUCACAAGGGCAUUCUCUGACAAAAUAACUCACAACAGACAAAAAAAAGUUAAAGAAAAAACCCUAUAUAUAUAUAGUAUUGACAUGGAGAUUUCUUUCACUUUUUUAGUCUUAGUAUGAUCAUCUAUUUUUAUAUCUAUAAAUAUAUAUAUAAAUCACAGAUUUUAACUUCUUAAUUCUAAGCUCAGGGUUGACACACCUUUGUAACAAAAAUGUUUUGUCAACCAGCUCUUCUUGUUUUGUGCUGCUCAGUGAAGGAAUUCCUCAAUGACCUAUGAGCACCAAGACUCAUAAAAGAGAACUUUUUAUGUAUCUAACUGUCCAUCUACUAAAAGUUUGCCAGGGCACACCUUUUUCUCAAGAGCAUGCUUUGUUCCUGGUGCUCCUGCCUGUACUGAGCUCAUGGGGCAAGCCCCAGGUGUUCAGGCCUAGCGAUGAGAAUUAUAUGUGUAAAGAAUGUUAUUCACAUACACAUAUACAUACACACAAAGGAAACAUUGCUUUCGUGUACACCUUCAGUCUAGGAUUCCUGCUUGGCACUUAGAUAAACAGCCUCAACUCGAGUCCAAUCAAGAACCACAGAUUAAGCUAUCUGCCAAGCCAGACCCAACUCUUCCUCCUGGCAGAAGGAAACAAAAUAUACUAUAUGGGGCUUUAUGAAUACAGUUAGUUGGCUGUUCAGGUGUUUCUUGGUUUUACUGAUACAUUUGGACUAGAGAAAGGGAGUGUGUGAGAACACCAUAGUAUGCCAAUCACAUUUUAACUAACUUGUCCACAGUAUUGACACAUACAUGAUACCUUAUGAUCUCUGUUCUCAUCAAAAAUAAAAUUAGUUAUGGAUUUGUCAUUCCAUUUUAGUAGCGCGCACACAAUAGUAUUAAGUAUAUCUGAGCACUUUUACAGAACAACAAGUAUUUACAUGCAUCUAUUGCCACGUUAUGCCUAAUGCAAUAUGAAAUGUAGGAUUCUGCCAGACUUUGUGGCAUCUUUCAUUUAAGUUGUCAUGAAGUGAACUACCUAGUUCAGCAUUCCACAUAGCUAGAAAACCAUCCAGCAAUUCACCACCAACCUUUGACUUCCUAUUGUCCAUAGCACAGACCAUCUCUCUCUGAAGAAUCAUUUGUGUUGCUCAUUUCAUCGUAUGUUUAAAAAUCAGUAUUGAUUUCCUUCAGUAAUUAAGGUGCAAUACAAACUAAAUCCACUGGGGUUUGUUUCCAGAACAUUUGAGUAAUAACUUGUUUUAUGGCUUUAAACUACAAGUCUUUCUUUAAAAUAUAUAUAUAUUUCUGCAUUGUCUUCAAUGAAAUUGAUCAGGGUGUCUUGUUUUAUCUUGUGCUUUGCACCCCCUAAAUGGUUUUGUGCAUGUGUAUGAAAACACAUUAUCUUAAUGAAUGUGAACCAUGUUCUGUACUCACUAAUCGCACAGAUAAUAUAUAAACGCCUGCUUCACCUGUCUCAACACCAUCAUUAUAAAUACUACUCCUGUUGAAGAGACAUAUGAGCUGGGCAGAGAGCUGAAAUGAUUAUCCCUUAAUGAUGCCACAAUAUUAGUCACCCUGCAUGGUUAUGGUCCAAAUAAUACUCAAUUGCUAUUCCUGGUCUUUAUCAUCAUCCUAUUAUACUAUAUGAUUUUCAGACUAAUUUAACAUGAGAGCUUAUUUUUUUCCUAUCACUGAGAUUUCAUUGACUCUGCUCACCCCUUUUUCACUGUGUAUUUUGGGAUCCUCCCCCAAAAUUAAUUCUUCUUAUUUUUGGCAUAGUGACAGGGGACACAGUGAUGCUCCAUUGAUGUCAUGGCCUCCCCACAUUUAUUGUGAUGUCCCCUAAAUUCUGUAAUCACAUCUUGACUUACAAGUAGAGAGGAAUGGGCUCACUGAAUUCAGAUGCUAGAAAUUGGUGGGUGAGACUCACAACUGCAAACACUUAGCUUAUUGAAGUGCCUCUAUUUACAUGUUCUUUAGUUAUAAUAUGUAUUUUUCUAACAGAAAUACACGUCUGUAAUUGAUGUAUAUUAUACUUUGUAUAUGUUACAACAAAUGCUAAUCUGAGGCUAAGGUCUUUAGCAGAGAAGAAGGAAUCAAAAAGUUGUGAAUAAGAGCUCUGUUUGUGGUUCUGCUCUGCUGGAGAGCCAUGAGACAGACAUCUGUCAUUAAAGGAAAGCCAAGUUGGCUCUUUGACUAGAGCCACCUAAGAACAUUAGCUCUGGAAACCCGACUCCCUUACAGAAACUUACCAGGUAGAAGAAAUAACACGUAUCACCUACUUCAAAUGUAAGGGCAAGAAAAAUACAAUUUUGCUAGACUGAAAAACACUAUUAUUCAUUGACAAGCAGUAACAAUUUAAAAAGCAACAUUCUGGAAAAUCAAACACAUUGAAAAUAUUAUUGGAUGCAGAACCCUGAGAUUUAAUUUAUAUCCCCUGCUACAGACAUUAGCCUACUUUAAUUCUUUUGCCAUUACACACAUGCUUUGGCUACAGACUGAACACCAACUAAAGUCACCAAGGAGGAAUAAAACAGCAAAUUCCUGAGUUGUGAUUCUUUUAUUACAUCUCUUUGCAAGGCUAAUUAUUAGGUGGCUUCAUUCAAGGUAAAAACGUUAGCAAAUGCAGUUUCUACCUUAUCCAAAAUUGUUAGAAAUUAAGAUUCAUUUUCACUGAUGCACAGUCACUAACAUCUCACUUUUUUUUGGUGUGUGUAUGUCCCAGUGCUGGGGCUUGAACUCAGAACCUCAGGCUCUCGCUUAGCUCUUUCCCUCAAGACUGAAACUCUACCAUGUGACCACACCUCCACUUCUGGCUUUUUGCUGGUUAGUUGGAGAUAAGGAUGUCUCAUAUUUGACUGCUCAGUCUGGCUUCAAACCAAGAUCCUCAGAUAUCAGCCACCUAAAUGAACUAGGAUUACAGGCAUGUGCUAUCAGUGCCCAACUUAACAUCUUUUAAUUUUAAAGAACUUUAGCUUUGCUAACAAAAAGAGAGUGAAGGAAAUUAUGACAUGCAUUUGCAUUAUGUUCCUCCUUGGUGCAGAUAUUAGCCAGUGUUGAGUUUUAGGCCAACGAUGACAACUCGAGCAGUGAUUUGUACGCAUUCUGGAGACUUGCUAUAUCAUGGUUUGCAGCACAGACUCAGCUUAGCAUGGGAACAUUUGUAAUUUUCUUCAAGGUUGAGAAGAUACUAGAUUCUAACACUGCCUUGUAAUGAAGUACUUCCAUGAGAAACACCUACGGAUGGCAUCAUAGUGAGGUCUCUAUGUGCAUAUAUGUAAUCUAUAUGCAGGAUAAAUGUGUGCACCAAUCAAACUGAAAACUUUAUGUGACUGUCAAACAACUAUUAUUUGGGUUAAGAUUUUUCAUUUCUGAUUUGGAUAGAAAAAUUGCUAUUAAUCUUGUAUUAAAAUAGUUUUAAAAAAUCAA
Perognathus longimembris pacificus (Pacific pocket mouse) is the source of this 6723-nucleotide messenger RNA. It is a transcript of the gene Gpc6, whose product is annotated as glypican 6. Gene Ontology annotation, biological process: regulation of signal transduction; cell migration; regulation of protein localization to membrane. The coding region runs from base 651 to 2318 and encodes 555 amino acids. Gene Ontology annotation, cellular component: extracellular region; cell surface; plasma membrane. NCBI's taxonomy places the organism in Eukaryota, Metazoa, Chordata, Mammalia, Rodentia, Heteromyidae. The record is from RefSeq and is a predicted model, not a curated record. The transcript is spliced from 9 exons.